Molecule: messenger RNA, 2073 nt
Organism: Anopheles maculipalpis
Lineage: Eukaryota; Metazoa; Arthropoda; Insecta; Diptera; Culicidae
Gene: Gle1
Product: mRNA export factor Gle1
Exons: 3
Coding region: 1-2073 (690 amino acids)
Biological process (GO): poly(A)+ mRNA export from nucleus; regulation of translational initiation; regulation of translational termination
Cellular component (GO): cytoplasm; nuclear pore cytoplasmic filaments; nuclear pore
Molecular function (GO): translation initiation factor binding; inositol hexakisphosphate binding; phospholipid binding
Source: RefSeq, a predicted model, not a curated record
AUGGCUUCUAAACACAAUUCAACGUUCAACGUCGAAGAGUUACUGUCCGGAUUUGAUUCGAUGAAAAUAUCGGCCCUAAGAAAUGCUGCUAAACUGUCUCCCCUGAUAAAGGAGCGUACGAUUGGGCCGGAUUGUGUUGAUCUCUCGCAGAAGAAAAUCAUCGAACCGACACCAUCACCCGGUAAAGUGGAAACCAAUGAUGCGACGAAAGAGAAUAAUCCGAACGUUUCGAACGAAGUACCAACCACACACGGUACACCAAAAUCAGUGGAAAAGAAGAAAGCCACCGUGACACAAUUUACCGCCAGCGUACACAACGAUGCAACAGACUGUGCAGCAGUACAGCUAAAACUGCACCAGCAGGAUAUCGAACGGCAAAGGUUAGCCAGUGUGCAGAAGACACUGGCCGAGCGUCAGACGAAAAUUCGUCUAGCGGACGAGGAGCGUGAAGCACAGCUUGCGAAAAACCUACAAGAAGCAGUCCUAAAUGCCGCCCGCAAGGAAAAGGAUACGGAGCAACGUUUGCUCAAUGCAAUCAAAGAGCAGGAACAGCUAGCUCAAGAAGCGUCCGCCCGAAGACAGGCUGAAAUUGAGCAGGAAUAUAGAAGAUUAAAUGAUAUCCAAGCACAACUAAAACGGCGCCAGGAAGAGAUGCGAAGGCGGGCCCAGCUGCUAGAAACGUUACGCACCUACAUUGGACAGUUUCGUGUCGGGACGGAAACGUUUACGAAAGCACUGACUGUGAUCGGUGUGCAGCAUGCAACGAAAUUCACGAACCAAAAGAAAGCUGUGCGCAUGCUGCAGAAAGAUUUCGAGCUGUUGCUGCAAACGGUUAACGCCAACCAGGAAGUUAGUCAGACGGAAGUGGAUCAGGCAGCCGAUUUUUGUAAGCUGCUCGACCAAGUAAAUGCUGAGGUGACGGAAAUUUUGGCACAAAUCGAAACCAGUCAAAAGCAGCAGGAGCAGGAAAAGCUAGAGCAAGCGAAAGCCUCGGAAGUGCCAGCAGCUCAGGACCAACCGGUGCAACAGACUGAUACGAAACCAACCGAUAGUACGGAUAGUGUCGGUGCCGGUGGUGCGUCCGAGACAGCCGCUGUGCCGGCCAUACAGACCACCGAAAAUGAACCAUUCUUCCAGCCAGUCUCUCCCGAGUGCUUACAGUUUUAUAACGAAAUUAAAACCUUCUACGAACAGCACCAAACAGCUGUGAAGCAACUGAUGGAUGAUCCUUCCAUGAAAACGUAUCGCUUUAACUGCCAAAAAGCAAUCAAUGUACCGGUCAAUGCUAUUUCGGCUGUAAAUAGGGAACAUUUCAUCGACAAGUAUAACAAACUCGCAGCGCUGCUUAGCGGACAGAAUGUAAAGGCAGGCGAUGGAGUGGUGUCUAUUAAUGGGCAUCCACUCGGACGAACGUAUUGUACGAUGCUGUUGGCGAAAAAGUUUGUGAGUCAAGCCGAUACAAGUAUUUCGAGCAAUGCGAGUGCCGCUUUCCCGGUGGCCGCCAUUGCCGUUGCACUUUGGCAAAGGUUUCCCGACUUUGGUCGCUUCUUUCUCGCCUAUCUACACCGCGAAUGUCCCUAUCUGGUGCCGUACUAUCUGCCCCAGCUAGAAGGGCAAAGCCAGGAAGAGUUCCUUAAAACACUCGGCUAUCGGUUCGCUGAUGGUGGUGUGCUGGAGAAGCAGGAUCAGUAUCUGAAGCGUAUGUCCGGACUGGCACGGUUGUAUGCGGCAGUCAUCAUAACCAUCCCGCGGAAAGAUGACCCAACGCCCCAUCCACACGGGAUCGAGUACGGUUGGCGAUGGCUGACAAACAUUUUGAACCGUUUCCCGCAACCCGACAUCUGUGCGACACUCAUACUGGAGUUUCUGCAGACGGCCGGUUCGGAUCUGCACGCAGUGUAUGGGAAUCAGUUUAUCAAGGUUUUGCAGGUUCUUCGGGGUGAUUACAUGACGGCGCUGAACCGCAUUGAUACCGGUGGACCGAAGGCACGGUUGGAGGGUUUGAUAGGGAAAAUUCUAACCGAGGGCCGCAUUGAACGACCCGAAGGUGUAAUGAGUGUGAAUUUUUGGUAA